UGCAAAAUAUACCAUCUCUCGCACUUCUAUUUAAGAGAAGCUCAAGUAAGGAAGCAACAACAAAAAAAAUGUGUUCCAUUAGUGCUGAAAAUUUAGACAAACCUCAUGCAGUUUGCAUACCAUACCCUGCUCAAGGCCACAUUACCCCAAUGCUAAAGUUGGCUAAAAUCCUGCAUCACAAAGGCUUUCAUAUCACCUUUGUCAACACUGAAUACAACCAUAAGCGUCUCCUCAAGUCUCGAGGCCCCGAUGGCCUCAAUGGGUUGCCAUCUUUUCGAUUCGAGACCAUUCCUGAUGGCCUCCCACCGUGUGACCCUGAUGCCACCCAAGACAUUUCUUCUCUUUGUAAAUCUACAACCACUACUUGUUUAGGUCCUUUCAAAGAGUUGCUCGCAAAGCUUAACGCUACUUAUAACGUGCCACCCGUCUCGUGCAUCGUUUCUGAUGGUUCAAUGAGCUUCACUCUCUCUGCUGCUCAGGAUUUGGGCAUCCCUCAAGUUCUCUUUUGGACUCCAAGUGCUUGUGGUUUAUUAUGUUACAUGCAUUAUCGCGAUCUUGUUGAGAAAGGAUACACUCCACUUAAAGAUGAAAGUUACUUGACAAAUGGAUAUUUGGAGACAACUUUUGAUUGGAUACCAGGCAUGGAAGGAAUAUGUUUGAGGGAUUUUCCAAGUUUCAUUAGAACUACAAAUCCAGAAGAAUACAUGAUCAAAUUCAUCAUCCAAGAAACAGAGAGAUCAAAAAAUGCUUCUGCUAUUAUUAUCAAUACAUUUGAGCCAUUGGAGAAAGAAGUUGUUGAAUCACUUCAAAAACUUCUUCCUCCAAUUUACGCCAUUGGUCCCUUGAAUCUUCUCUUGGAGCACGUAGUCGAUGACAAGAACUUGGGAUCGAAUCUAUGGAAAGAAGAAACCAAGUGUCUAGACUGGCUUGAUUCCAAGAAUUCAAAUUCUGUUGUCUAUGUCAAUUUUGGAAGCAUCACUACAAUGACCGCGAACCAAUUUAUUGAAUUCGCCUGGGGACUUGCCAAUAGUCACAUGGAUUUUUUGUGGAUCAUAAGGCCUGAUAUUGUAUCAGGGGAAAAAGCAAUUCUUCCAUCCGAAUUCGUGGAAGAAACUAAAGAAAGAGGGAUGUUGACAGGAUGGUGCCCGCAAGAACAAGUCCUUAGCCACCCUGCUAUUGGAGGAUUCUUGACUCACAGUGGAUGGAAUUCGACACUCGAAAGCAUUAGCAAUGGGGUACCAAUGAUAUGUUGGCCGUUCUUCUCAGAACAACUAACAAAUUGUUGGUUUUGUUGCAGUCGAUGGGGAAUCGGAUUGGAGAUUGACAAUAAUGUGAAGAGGGACGAAGUUGAAAGUCUCGUGAGAGAAUUGAUGACAGGGGAGAAAGGCAAAGAGAUGAAGAAAAAGGCAAUGGAGUGGAAGAAAUUGGCUGAAGAAGCUGUUAAAAAGACAACAGGAUCAUCUUAUGUGAACAUAGACAAAUUGAUUAAUGAAAUUCUACUCUCCUCCGAAACCAUUAAGCAAUAGUAUUACUAAUCAAUUGUUGGUUGAUUUUCCUACUUUCGUUAUGUUGUACGAAAUAAUAAAAUAAAAAUGCCCCUUUCAAAAUGGAGGAGAAACUUUUUUGAUAGUGAGGCUUGAAACCCACACUCUAGGGAAAGCG
This is a messenger RNA of Solanum dulcamara, 1662 nucleotides long. RefSeq names its product 7-deoxyloganetin glucosyltransferase-like. NCBI's taxonomy places the organism in Eukaryota, Viridiplantae, Streptophyta, Magnoliopsida, Solanales, Solanaceae. The coding region runs from base 69 to 1526 and encodes 485 amino acids. Gene Ontology annotation, molecular function: UDP-glycosyltransferase activity. The record is from RefSeq and is a predicted model, not a curated record. The transcript is spliced from 2 exons.